Cladocopium goreaui is the source of this 1956-nucleotide messenger RNA. The record is from the annotation of a GenBank genome assembly. NCBI's taxonomy places the organism in Eukaryota, Dinophyceae, Suessiales, Symbiodiniaceae.
AUGCAGCAGUGGUGCCAGCAACAUACGGAGAUUUUUCCCAAGUCGCCAUCACUGGAACAGCUUCGCUGGGCCGCCUCGGUGGUUGCCAGCCGCGCCUUCGAUUCCAGCCUGAAGGCUGUCAUCCUGGCGCCCUUUGCGGAUGCCUUGAACCAUUCUGGAGUGCCGCACACGCGGAUGAGAGAUUGUGGUGAUCAUUUGGUUUUCCAUGCGGAACGUGAGAUCAUGCCCACGGAGGAAAUCAUGAACUGCUACGGCUUACAGGGCAACACCCAGUGGCUGAUGAACGGCGGCUUCUUGGAUCAGUCCCGAGACUGCGACGACCUACUGGUCACGCCUGCAGAUGUGGUCAGUGCUGUCUUGGAACAGCAAGGAAGGCAUGAAGGUGACGAUGAAGGUGAUGAAGUUGCAGAGGAUGAAGAUGAGGAAGAUGAGGAAGACAAGGAAGAUAAGGACACAUCCUUGUGCUCCAGACUAUCCUGGCUGCAGGACCAUGGCAUCGGCAGCACACCCUUCAGCCUAUCGUUGAUGGAGUUGUUGCCUGAUGACUUGGCGACCAUGAUCCUUGUGAUUUUCAUGAAUGACAGUGAGUACCUUUCAUACCAACAGCAACGUGCUGCAGGCCGUGACGCCUGUAUCGAUUUGGGUGGCACCGAAGGCGAGGAGCUUGGAGAGCGGCUCUUAGGACAUCUCUACGGUUCCUUGCUGCGCCUGGUGGCUUUGCUGCGGCAGCGCUACGAGACGUCUCUGGAAGAGGAUCUGACGAUGCUUCGGCAGCUACAAGGAACAGAGACCCAGGAACCUGAUGCCAAGCGGCGCAGGGAGACCUUGGAAGCAAAGGUGGUGAUUCCAGAUGGAAUACGUCCGGAGAACGCGCAGAACAUCCUGCAACUGCGAAUUGGUCAAAAGCGAGUGUUGCAGGCUUUGGAGAAAGAAGUGACGAAAUCCGUGGGAUCUUCUCACGCCAUGAGACGGCUGGAUUUUGGCUCAAGCGUGGUGUCUGAGAACAACUUCGGGUCCUUCCCGUUCUACAAAUCGCUUCAAGGCGAAACUCGACAGGUGUUGCGUCAAUGUCCUCCAAAGGUGGCCUUCUGCACGGCGGUGGGCUGCCAGGGUCGCAGGAGAGGAUGCAAAACACCGAGGGGGGCGGCCCCCUGGGACAACAUCUUCGGCGGUGAAGAAAUCAAGUUACCCUACAGCACCAAAGAGGUCAUGGAUUCGCUGAAAUCCAGCGUGGAAGUCUUGGUGAAGUCGGGUCUACCACGGGCGGAUGUGGAGCUUCCCGCAGGUUUACGACUGGGCUUGGAGAACGUCAUGGAUCCACUGAUUGUUCCAGAAGUCGAACCAUCAGCGGAGCAAAUUCUCCAGGCAGACAGGGAGCUGGCGCGCGCCUUCCUGGCGAUGUUCAAGAAGGCGCUGAAGAACCGCCUGAGCAUCGUCUUCCGCACCAACAAACAAGCUGCGCAAGCAAAGCAGCUGUGGGGCAAAGCCGUAGGAGAAGCGCGCGUGGUCUCCAUGGCGAAAGGUGGCACCAAGAAAGGUGCCUUUAGCUCCGGAGAAGGAGAGAUGGCUGCUUCGUUCAUCCAGUCGUUGAAGGACAUGGGCGACGCCUUUGUGGUCAUGGUCGCGCCACGGAAAGCACAGUUGGAGGCCAUCGCAAGAGCUGUGGAAGAGGUGGAUAGCAAGACGUGUUUCAUCCUGCUGAAUGCCAGAUUACGUGGUGGCCGGAAAGAUUCUCUACGUCAGGAGCUGGCGACUGCCUUCAGCCCGGCCUUCCAUGUGCGAUUGGUGGCGAAAGGCGAAGGGUUGGUCUUCCGGCAAUUGCAGGAUGGUAGCUCACCAUGGAUCCUGGCUCGGCGAAAGCUCCCAAGCACCGUUGCCACUGAGGUGUCGCGGAGCUUGGAAGAACCAAUGCCUGAUCGCAUUGAAGAGGUAUUUGCACAGUCUGCAGAUCCAUAA